Messenger RNA from Cyprinus carpio (common carp), 1508 nucleotides. RefSeq names its product chromosome A8 C12orf43 homolog (gene ca8h12orf43). Gene Ontology annotation, biological process: Wnt signaling pathway; negative regulation of Wnt signaling pathway; Spemann organizer formation. NCBI's taxonomy places the organism in Eukaryota, Metazoa, Chordata, Actinopteri, Cypriniformes, Cyprinidae. The record is from RefSeq and is a predicted model, not a curated record.
GUAAAUCACGCAGGGGUCGCAGUUACAGCGCAGGACUGUGAAAACAUGUGCACCUCGCUGUAGCUGCACGGGUGAAGUGCUCUUGUUUUUGCUAGCUUUCCUCUGAAGCGGACGUGUUUUUAUUUUAACAGACUGACAAUUACUUUUUUGUUGUAGUUGCUGGGACUGUGCACCUCACUGUCAGCAAUUUAAACCAACUUCAUUCUUAAUACCUACACAUGCCUUAACUUCACAGCAGUAAUAGCUACGAACAACUCUUCUUUUAUUUGCUUACUGAAAGCACAAGCCUCUCCUGGAGAAUGUCUGAGAGCAGCAGUGAAGAUGAAAACACUGAUAGACUGAAAGAGGCGGUGUGGAGCUUUCGACCUCAGGAUGACAAGAGCAAUGCAAACGGAGGAGCUCGUCCUUACUAUGGAGACAGCAGCAGCAGACGAAGUCAGAGAACCGAUGUUUCAAAGCAUGAACAUGAUGGGAAUGAGCUCGGGACAACACCAGAGUUUCAGUCCCAUGUGGCAAAAAAGUUAGGAGCCUUUUUGGACGGGUGUAUUUCAGAAAUUUUUUCUGAAACCGUUGACUCAAAACUUGGCCAGUCCAAAAACAGAGAUGAAGAGGAUCAAGAAAGUUUCCGUCUCUUCUCCACAUCUGCUCCUGGAAAAUGGAUGGAGGAACCACUUCCUCCACCUCCUAAAAGGAGACCAAUUCCCAGCUCUAGUGACAGUGACAGUGAGAUGGAAAUGAGGUUUAGAGAAGCCGCUGUGUCUGUGUCAGACAUCCUCGGCUCUGCAGCCCAACAUCUUACAGAGAAAACUGAGGAGAAAAGUACAACAAAAGAGUCAGCAGAGGAAAGCACCGUCACUAAAAAGAAGAAGAAAAAGAAGAAAAAAAGAAAAGCAUCCACAGAGAGAAGUGAGGAGAACAUUACCCAUGUAUCAGAGAAACCGUCUAAUGGAGAAGGAACAGAAGAGCAAACAACUGUGGUGGAAAAUUUGACAAAGAAAAAAAAGAAAAAGAUAAAGUUGGAGGAGGGCAGAAAGGACUGUGAUGAAUGAAAGGCUUUAUUUGAAGUAAUAGACCUCAGUCAUGGUAGUGCCAUAUUUAAUUUGGACCGGAAUGAAAACGAGACUGUGAGUGACAGAAGUGCUGUGUUUUAAAUGGAUUGUAGUGUUGUUUAAAAACAGUGUUCAGCUGAUGAAACAUCUUUCUGAAACAGAAAACUCAAUAAACAAACUCCAUAAAACAGUUUUGAAAGUUUUUGAGAGUUGUGAAAAUUAUGUGAUCUAGGACCUAUAUACAGUCUUGUUUUCAUCUGCGUAAAAUUCAGUAUGGUGACUAACUUUUCUAAGGUCUAUAAUACUGUAGAUGCUGUUCUUGAUGUUUGUAUAGUUUUUUAUGACAUUCAUUGUGUACUAACAGUUGACUGCGAAAUUAAAGAAAGCUUUAAAUUUGCAAGAAAUGGGUUUUAAAGCUAUAAAUGCCCCCCAAACAUCAAUAAAUUGUUUAUUUUGCCA